Messenger RNA from Bactrocera neohumeralis, 894 nucleotides. RefSeq names its product transmembrane protein 186. The transcript is spliced from 2 exons. Bases 97 to 765 code for a protein of 222 amino acids. NCBI's taxonomy places the organism in Eukaryota, Metazoa, Arthropoda, Insecta, Diptera, Tephritidae. Gene Ontology annotation, cellular component: mitochondrion. The record is from RefSeq and is a predicted model, not a curated record.
GCUGUGCUUGUUUACAUGUGCGUCUUCGAACUUAAACAGCUGUUCUAGUGCCGGUGUGUGGAUUAUUUAUAAAUUCUAACAAAUAAUUAAAUAACAAUGACUUUAAGCUUGUUAAUACGUACACAUGCAUUAGGCAAAUCACUGCUUACGAUAUCGAAGCAACUACAAUUUUCCAAUGCGUACUCCACUUGUGGCAGCACGGCGCUACUUGCGCAAUCAUUUACCUGUAAAUCCACAUUUGGCUCCUUAAAUUACACCACAACUGCCACAACAAGCAAUAAAAGCGCGGCGCCGCAAUGGACAACCAUAUACCGUCUGCCACUUAUACGGCUGGCGGCCGGUUUUCAACGUCUGAAAAUAUACCAAGGAGUGCUUACAGCCCUAGCAUUACCGAUUAGUUUUGCAUUAACAGAACAUGGCACUAUUUCACCCAAUUCCGUUGCCAUUGUGGGAGCUAUUGGCGUGUCCGGACUUGUAACAUUAACGUUCUUUAGCCUGCUAAUACGUAAUGUAGUCGGUUUUAUUUAUAUUAACGAUGAGCUUAACAAAGUGAAGGUGGCCUAUGUUGAUUUUUGGGGCAAGCGUACUGAUGCAAUUAUAGACAUUAAUGAUUUGGAUGUUGAGUGGGCAAAAGUGCGUCCCACAGCAUUUAACCUCUAUCAGAAGAUACGUUUAUAUAGUGACAACACUAAGUCCUUUAAGUUGUUACUGAACUAUGGUGUUAUUGUAGAACCGGAAACUUUUUGUGGGAUAUUUGGCGAAUAAGAAUUAUUGUUUGUGUGUAGAAGCGGAAGCUUAAGUUAAAAUAUUAUAAUUGAACCUUCUAGAACACAUUUAUUGUAUUGUAAGUAAUAAUAGAAUAAGAAGUUGAAAUAAAUUUAUUAAAUAAUUGCA